AUUCGCGUAUAAGUAUGGCUCUAUUAAAAUCGAUAUUUGUUAUUCUCAGCAUAUGCGGAUGUUGGAGACCUUCAUCUUGGUCGCUCUCAUUUUAUAAAUGUCUCUUUUAUAAUUUAUACUCGAUUUUUGUAGCUUUUCUAAUAUUAUCCCUGUCAUUAUCGCAAAUGAUCGGUAUUGCUGUAAACGCAGACGAUUCGAGCAAUGUUUCCGACGAUAUUUACGUAUUCUUGGCACAAUUUGUAUCUUGUUUUAAAAUGUUAAGUCUUGUAGUCAAUCGUAAUAAUAUCGUUGACUUAAUCGUUACUCUGGGACAAGAACCACAUCAGCCAUUGGACGAUGUGGAAAUGAACAUUCAAACAAAGUUUGACAGAUUAUCUCGGUUCAACACUCACAGUUAUGCAUCUUUGAUCUCAUUAACGGUGAGCAACUUUUUAUUACUCUCAUUGAUUACAAACUUUAAAAAAAGACAAUUAACUUUUCGAGCUUGGUUGCCGUUUGACGAUAACAUGACACCUGUUGUAUUUUAUUUAACGUACAUUCACCAAAUACUAGCAGUGACAAUAGCAGCAAUGAUUCACGUCGCUCUAGAUACUCUGAUCUGCAAUCUUCUCAUAAACAUUUGCUGUCAGAUUACGAUCUUGGAAAAUCGUCUUACAAAUAUCACGGAUGAACGAAAGACCAUCUUGAAACUUUGUAUUCGUCAUCACGAAUGUAUAUAUAAAUUUGCUGCUACCGUAAAUAAAACAUUUAAAUUUGCAAUCUUUGUUCAGUUUUUUGCAAGUACAUUGACAGUCUGUUUUACACUGUACCAAUUAACAAAAGUAUCGGCAAAUACUUCGGAAUUUAUAAAAAUGAUGUUUUUUAUGUCUAGCAUGUUAACCCAAGUGUAUCUCUACUGCUGGUACGGACAUUUAGUCACUCUAAAGAGCCAAGAAAUUGCCUACGAAAUGUUCCAGACAAAUUUGAUGGAGCUAAGCAAUGACAUCAAGAAGAGUCUUUUGAUUAUGAUGAAACGUACGACUAAGCCGAUCGUUUUUAUCGUUAUGGAUCUUUUUCCUCUGAAUCUCGAUUCGUUCGUGAGCAUACUUAAGACCGCAUACACGGUAUACAACUUUUUGGAACAAACUUAUGCAUGUUGUGUCGUCAGUAAAUUGUUAUUAAAAAAUGAUAGUCUUUAUGGAAAGUUCAAAAAUCGGAAAAACAUUUGUAAUUUAUACAUGAGAAUGACGAUCUUAGCAUCAUCGUUUAUGAUUCUCAGCAUCUGUGGAUGUUGGAGACCUCCAUCUUGGUCGUUAUCAUUUUAUAAACGUCUAGCAUAUAAUUUAUACACGAUCUUUGUAGCUUUUCUAGUAUCAUCUCUGUCCUUGUCACAAGCCAUCGGUAUUCUUGUGAACGAAGACGAUUCGAGUGAUUCUUCCGACGAUAUUUAUAUAUUCUUCGCGGAACUUAUAUCAUGUUUCAAAAUGCUGAGUCUCGUGGUCAAUCGCAAUGAAAUUGUUAAUUUAAUUGGUACAUUGAUGCAAGAGCCGUACGAACCAUCCGAUGAUGUGGAAACAAGAAUUCAAGUCAAGUUUGACAAGUGGUCGAGAUUGAACACACAUUGUUAUGUUCUCUUACUCUCGUCAUCAGUCGCUAGUUUCUCAUCUUUGUCUCUAGUUACAAAUUUGACGAAAAGACAAUUAACUUUUCGAGCUUGGUUACCUUUUGAUAAUAACAUGACAACUUAUGUAUUUUACUUAACAUACUUUCAUCAAAUAUUAGCAUUUCUAAUAGGAGCGGCACUUCACGUUGCUUUGGAUUGUUUAAUCUUCGGUUUUCUGAUACAUGUUUGUUGUCAAAUCAAAAUUUUGGAGAAUCGUCUGACGAAGAUCACAAACGAAAAUAAGCCUGCUCUAAAACUAUGUAUCCGUCAUCACGACUGUAUAUACAAAUUUGCCAAUAACGUGAUUAAGAUGUUCGAAUUUACGAUCUUCAUUCAAUUUUUCAUCACCACAUCGACAGUAUGUUUUACAUUGUAUCAAUUAACCAAAGUUUCACCGAUUUCCUUCGAGUGUGUAAAAAUAUUGUUGUACAUGUGUUGCGUAUUGAUACAAGUAUAUCUCUAUUGUUGGUAUGGAAGUCUAAUUGAAACGAAGAGCAAAGAAAUUUCAAUGACAAUUUUCAAUAUAGAUUGGAUAACACUUAGCGAUGAUAUCAGGAAGACUCUUUUGUUUAUGAUGAAACGUACGAUGAAACCAAUCGUCUUUGUCGUCAUAAGAAUUCUUCCUGUCAAUUUAGAUUCUUUCGUCAGCGUGCUUAAGACUUCGUACUCUGCAUAUAAUAUUUUGCAGCAGACACAGGAGAUAUAAUAAGAAACGGUAUAU
Messenger RNA from Vespula vulgaris, 2363 nucleotides. RefSeq lists its product as uncharacterized. Gene Ontology annotation, molecular function: olfactory receptor activity; odorant binding. The record is from RefSeq and is a predicted model, not a curated record. Gene Ontology annotation, cellular component: plasma membrane. NCBI's taxonomy places the organism in Eukaryota, Metazoa, Arthropoda, Insecta, Hymenoptera, Vespidae. Bases 15 to 2348 code for a protein of 777 amino acids. Gene Ontology annotation, biological process: detection of chemical stimulus involved in sensory perception of smell; sensory perception of smell. The transcript is spliced from 11 exons.